AUGACUAUCGGCAUUGGAGCAUUGGAACAGAGUGGGGAGAUUUCCCAAUUAAUCGAAGAUGUACAAAGACUGCAGUCAAGUAUCAGCAAACUACAAGAGAGUUCUGCAAACCAAAUAGCAAGACUAGAGGAAGAGUUAGACCAUAAGAGGCAGCACAUUUCAAGGCUGGAAGCAAGAUUGGAUGCCCAAAGAGACUAUGAGGAACUGAAGCGUCAGCUAAGUUUCUUGAAGUCAAUAGAACUACCCCCCAACAGUGAUGGGGAUGUGAAGACUUUGGAAAGUUUGCUCUUAGAGAGGACCAAGACAGGCCAGCAUUCUGAGAGCAACAAGGCACCCCCAUGUUCAACCCCUUCUGAUAUUCAUGGCUCUACAGACAUGAAUACAGAGUCCAGUGCAUCCCAGCUAUUCCCUGCACCUGCACCCCCUCCACCCCAGCCACCUCUUCAGAAUGUCGAGACGUUCGGUUCAUUCUUAGGAGAAGAGAUUGUGGCCAACUGGAGACGGUCUCUAGAACGGACUAUUCUCAGUCAAGGUUCUCUUCCACAUCACCUGGCUAGGGCCGGACUGCCACCCCCAGAGGGAAGGUCAUCCGUUGGUGGUCCUCUCGCUUCUUCUCCGAUCAACGCCUCUCCUCCACCUUCUCACACACCGACCUCUAACCCCGACGAUGCUGGCAAAUUGAGGUUUGAGGAGCAAGAGAGAGAACGAGAGCGGGAGAGAGACAAGGAGAGUGCUGAGAGAGAGCAUGAGCCUGCAGUCACUUCCUCCUCUGGUAGCCAUCGACCUUCCAGCUCACCUGCAGUAUCGGGUGACGUUCAACUCAACGGCAGCUCUACACCUUGCAAGAGUCCAGCGGCAGAGUCCGAUGGCUUCAACAACAACUCUCCCCACCUCAAUAACAACAACAACAUGCCCGGAAGUCUAGUCAAUGGUUUUUGUGGUCUCAGUGUUGGCCUGAACAAUAAUGUUCUUCAUCCCUCGUCGCAACUGAACUUCAAUGACGUCAUGAAGAGUCCCUUUCGAUUCGAUGACCGUUCUCCUUUCCGAUUUGGCAAUGACGAACCGGGAUCGAUAGUGAGCCGGUUUGGUGAAUCGUUGAUCCCAAAAAGUGAUCCGAUGGAAGCACGCCUACAAGAAAUGUUGCGGUAUAAUAUGGACAAAUACUCUACCCAGAAUCUGGACACACUACAUAUCGCCCGAAGAGUGCGAGAGUUGUUAUCUAUUCACAAUGUUGGCCAGCGAUUGUUUGCCAAAUAUGUGUUGGGACUGUCUCAGGGCACUGUGUCUGAACUGCUGUCCAAACCCAAACCAUGGGACAAGCUCACAGAGAAGGGAAGGGAUAGCUACCGCAAGAUGCAUGCUUGGGCUUGUGAUGAUAAUGCUGUCCUGCUUCUCAAGUCCCUCAUACCAAAGAAAGGGGUUGGUCCAGGCAAGGAUAGUGGCAUACCAGCUAUGUUUGCUCGCGAAGGAGAGAUGACUGAAGAAAGGAUUGCUCACAUUCUGAGCGAAGCAAGCCAAAUGAUGAAGACUGAAGAUAGUCUUCAUAGCAAUGACGACAGUCGUUCACCUACCCAGCCACAGCAAUGCCCAUCCCCCAUGAACAAAGGAGGUGACAACUCUCAAAACAGGAAGCUGAAGAAGUAUGAAAAUGACGAUAUUCCUCAGGAGCAAGUAGUGAGGAUAUACCAGGAGGAAUUGGCUAAACUGAUGGGGAGGAGGUUCGAGGACUCCAUGAGGGGAGAACAACCUUACCCUGGACUGCUGUUCCCCCACUUCUUCGGAGGAGGAGCUGGAGCGCCAGGAUCUGCUGAAGACAUCCGGAUGGCCCUGGACGCCUACCACCGAGAACUGGCCAAGCUGAACUCCCAGUGUGGCGUAGUCCCAGGCGGCCUGCUGGCACUACAGCACCAGGCGCUGAGUCAACAACAGGCGCAGGCACAGGCGCUCUCUGGACACCACAACGGUAUGGCCCAAGACCUAUCCUUACCAAAGGAGCGCAAGGAGGCCAAACUUCCGAAUGGUGAGCUCGAGUCAGUGCGCCAUGUUAGGCCGAAGGCUGAACCAGGUAUGUCCGCUGGAAGCUCUGCUAGUUCACCCCUUGGCAAUUCCAUUCUUCCUCCAGAAGACUUCUCCCCCUCAGCAGCAGUCAGUCCUCUUCAGAGGAUGGCUUCUAUAACCAACGCUCUCAUCUCUCAACCCACCACACCCCAUCAUCACUCACCCUCCCAGCGACCUCUCAAGGCUGUGCUUCCUCCCAUCACCCAGCAGCAGUUUGACCAGUUCAACAACCUCAACACUGAAGAAAUUGUGAGAAAGGUCAAGGAGCAGCUGAGUCAAUUUUCCAUCAGCCAAAGGUUGUUUGGAGAGUCAGUGCUUGGUCUCUCGCAAGGCAGCGUCUCUGAUCUCCUAGCUCGUCCCAAGCCAUGGCACAUGCUCACGCAAAAGGGCCGAGAACCGUUCAUCCGAAUGAAGAUGUUUCUGGAAGAUGACAAUGCUGUUCAUAAACUUGUGGCCUCUCAGUACAAAAUUGCCCCCGAGAAACUGAUGCGCACUGGAGGAUAUGGAAUCAAUUCUCCAGGGUCAUCCAUAUCAAAGCCACUGCCUCCAAGCUCCGGGAAAAUGCCUCCGAUGCCACCCUCACUGGAUAUGAAGCCAGGAGAGAUGGCACUGAACCACCUGAGCUACUUGCAUCCUCCGCAGCAGGCACCGCCACCACCACCUCCCCCACAUCAUAUACCCCCGCCUCAUCACCUGCAGAUGAAUCACAGUGUGGACCACCUCAAGAAGACUCACACCCCGUCUAUGCAGCCCCAGUGUGCCACAAUGCCCCCACACCAGGUCAAUGCGGGGAUGAGGCUAGGUCAGCAGGUCGCUCCCUCAGUCUACGAGAUGGCUGCUCUCACUCAGGAUCUGGACACUCAGACCAUCACCACCAAGAUCAAGGAGGCCCUCCUCGCCAACAACAUCGGACAAAAGAUUUUUGGAGAGGCAGUGUUGGGGCUGUCUCAAGGAUCUGUGAGCGAACUCUUGUCAAAACCAAAGCCUUGGCACAUGCUGAGCAUCAAAGGGCGAGAACCGUUCAUCCGUAUGCAGCUGUGGCUGUCAGACACAAACAACAUCGACAGGCUACAAGCAAUCAAAACUGAGAGGCGAGAACUCAACAAACGGAGAAGAGGGUCGGGACAGCAAGACAACAGCAGCGAUACCUCCUCCAAUGACACAGCAGAAUUCUACCACAGCAGUGCUAGUAGUCCACCGUCAGCCGCAAAGAAACAGAGGGUGUUGUUCUCAGAGGAGCAGAAGGAAGCACUCAGACUGGCCUUCGCCUUGGACCCCUACCCGAGCUUAAGUACCAUCGAGUUCUUAGCCAACGAACUGACAUUGGCCUCACGCACCAUCACUAACUGGUUCCACAACCACAGAAUGAGGCUAAAACAACAGUCUCCUCAUGGUGGGGAUUCAGGUCAAGCUAACAGGGAAAACCAAGGAUCAGGGUUCGAUCCUAACCAGUUCCGAAUGCUUCUCAGUCAACGUUUAGGCAUGAACCCUAUUCCCAUGCCAUUCCCUACUCCCUACUUCCCACCUAACCCCGAGUUAGCGGCUCUUAUGCAAAGAGGUAUUCUACCUAUGAGAGAGCAGGACUCUGGGCUGGAUCUCACGGUGAAACAUGAAGCCGGUUCGGACGAUGAAGACAACGAGAGUAGGUUAGAUUCCGAAGAUUCAAAUAUCGGAGUACCGGAACUUCCUCAACCACCUUCCGGGUCGAGUAGAAGAAAACCUGCAGCACCUCAGUGGGUGAACCCCGACUGGCAAGAGGAGUCGGAAGUUAUCAUCAACGGUGUGUGUGUGAUGCAAACGGACGACUACAAUGAGAGGGAGCGAGAGGGAGAGACUGUGAGGGUAGAACCGACUCCAGUAGCCGAGGAGGAGGAACAGAGAGGGUCUACUCUCCCGUCACCUGCGUCCCUACCUCUAGAUGUACAGCUAAAGAAAGAACCUUCCAACGAAGAAAACCAAACAGUUGAGGAUGAGAAAAUGUUACAAACUGUAAAAGAAGAAAAGUGGGAUAGUGAAUUUUAAUAAAAUUUCCCAUUGAAUAUGGAAUUGAAACGGGUAAAUGUUAAUUGUGCGGUGUUUAUAAUUACGUAAAAUGCAAUUCUGUUUAUAUGUUAAUAUACGAGUGGUAAGACAUCUUUUGUUUAAUUCAUAAUAUCAUUUGAUAACACCGCAACACCAGUUUAAUAGUUGAAAUUACUUAAACAUAUUUUAUAAACACUGAAAAUGUUGUCACAUUUCAGUGAAGAAUUGAUCUCUUAGUAUUUGAGACCUUUGAAACCAAAAAAGCACAAAACUGUACAACAAUCGAACGUUAUCACAAUGUGCUUAGUUAUGAUAUGCCUAUUUCAUAUCAGUGAUGUUUUUGGAUGGACGUUUUCACGAAUCCAGUGUUUUUAACAAUGUUUGUUCGAAAUUGUGUAUUUAAAUCGAACAGUAUUUGUAUCCGAAAGUGCAAAUAUCAAAACUGCAUUCAAGUGAUACAUAAAGUUCAAUACUUUUGCAGGCCUAACACUAUGGCCUGUAAAUUACAUGUAUAUUACCAUUUACGAUGGAGUUAAUAUCAAAAGUGCAAUCAUUGAUAAUAUUUAUGUAGUUAAUUUAGUUUAUUAUUCUUUUAUCGUAUUUUGAAAUCUUUUAAAGAUUAGCCCGGUGUCUCAGUAUUUUUCUGUCACCAGGGUAUUUAUUGUUUGUAAAUAUAUUGCUGUUGCAUGUAGCCAUUCUUGUAAUAUAUGUUAAGAUCAAAAUUGUUUUUCUUGUACUUUUUUCUUGUUGUGUGUAUAUGUUAUGUUGGGAGUUGUUGAUAUAAUCAAAGAUGAUAAAUAAGACUGGUUAUCACUGUUAGUUAUGAUGUCACUUAGUUCAACUCUUGACAAGUACAAUCGGAAGAGAUGAUUUUUGUUUUCACUUUAAGUAUAAAUAUAUAUUAUAUAUCUUGUUUUCCUUCGACGUUGAUAAUGUAUCCUUAUUAUUGUGAUAAUACGAAUACGAGCGAAUGUUAUAUACGUAGGUGAUCGCUUGAACAUUGUUUUUAUAUAAAUAGGAAAAGGAUAUCGAAAGUAAUCUCUUAGGAAUCUGAGGGGUAAACAUUUUUUUUUCACAAACUAAACCGUUUAAAUUUGUACAUAAAUUAAACCCCUACAUUUCUGUCGGGCUGAAGCGUAAAAUUUGUCUUAACUUUUUUCCAUUUUAGGUUAGAAUUCAAAGUAAAAUAUGUAUCGGAUACGGUUCGAACAAAGUGUAUUCCAACUCAAUAUUAAAGGUAUGCUUGUGACGUGUGUCUGUGUGUCGUAUGUUUUGUACAAGACUAAGGUGGUCAAACCAGUGGUGGUAAGCUAGCCAGUCUAUAGUGACCACUCGUCAUAGAAUCAUAUCAUAAAAUACCUCACUCGCUGCUGUAGCUUUUUAAUUUUUAUAGACAAAUUUUGUUUCCCCGUCAGAUAGAACAGAACUAUGUACUCGUACUCGAGAAACAGAUAAAGUUAUAGCAUUUCACAUGGGCAUUUCUCCAUUCCUCGACUAUAGGAAUGUUCGAAUUAGAUACGAUAAAUACUGUGUAUUCAAAUAUUCCACUGGUAUAAAUAUAUAUAUAUUUUGCUCACAAUGUUUAAAAUUGUAAAGACGAAGAAAACAUCACUCGAGUGAUAUUUUUCUAAAAGAAUCUUAGUUCGCAAUGAUGUCCUCUAGUCUUCCUAAAAAGUCUAGUCCAACUCAUCCCCAGCUGGACUUUAGAACUAACCUCUCUUCUUCUUCUUUACGUUAUUUAUUUAGGUUAGCUGUCUGAUGACUUAUUAGAAGAGCGGACAUGCAUCAAAAUGAUCUCACUUGGCACAAAAUGUGCUCAAACGAUUUGUCCUAUCAGUACAUAAUUUGUGGUCAAUCGCUAUUGCCAGUAUUCUACAAAGAUUUUAUUUUAGACUGUAAGGAACUGAAAAUUUGGAUUUAUAAAAUAUUGUUACAAAGCUUUAUCCUGUCACAGUUUUCUAUCUCAGUUUCCUUUAGUAAUAUAAUUCUCAAACGGUGAUGCGCUUUUUUAUUUAUUCUUUGAAAGAGACCAUUUAUUUAUUGAUAUGUUGUGAUGCAGUAUUAUCCUCUAUCGCAUUAUAUAAUAGAUAUAAAUAAAUAUAAAUAUAUAUAUAUAUACGGUAUUAAUUAAGCUGGUCCAUGACCAUCAGACAGCGUAAUGUACAGUUUUCAACAAACGUAGUUGUAAAUAAAAUCCAAAGAUUGUUUACAUUAGACACUAUAUACUAUUAUAAUUGUCAUCAUUAUCUCUUUCUAAUAUGUUAACUGUUUUUAUCUGUUUUUCAUUAUAAAUACCAUUGUUGAAAAAUACAUGUAUUCGAUUCUUUUUAUACCUACAGUUAUAGUUUUGUUAUUGUGAUCGAGGUAUUGUUGAUCGGUUAGCUUUCUUUUGUGAUUUUCCAUUAGCUUUGGACUUCAAUGACUCAGUUGGGUUCUAUUUGUUUUAUAAUAUUUAUUUUCUCUAAUUUUACCAAAUAUGUUAAGCAUUUCAUUCCUUGGAAACCAAAAUUAUGCAAAUAUAAAGAAAAUUGUUUUAUUAGUCGUAUUUCUUCAUUGUAACAACAAUAUUUUUCUCUUUCACUACGUAUGAUUACUACAACCUGAAUGUAAAUAAUUCAU
This is a messenger RNA of Macrosteles quadrilineatus (aster leafhopper), 6699 nucleotides long. It is a transcript of the gene cut, whose product is annotated as homeobox protein cut. The record is from RefSeq and is a predicted model, not a curated record. The transcript has 12 exons. Gene Ontology annotation, molecular function: DNA binding; DNA-binding transcription factor activity, RNA polymerase II-specific. The coding region runs from base 1 to 4080 and encodes 1359 amino acids. NCBI's taxonomy places the organism in Eukaryota, Metazoa, Arthropoda, Insecta, Hemiptera, Cicadellidae. Gene Ontology annotation, biological process: regulation of DNA-templated transcription.